AUGGACACCAUCGGUAAACGUGUACGGCGGAUAGGCAAAACAAUGGACGUUGCCAUCGGCGAUGGAAUGGCUGUGGACAGGGAAUGGGAAUAUCACCAUCACUUCUUCCUGCCUUAUCCGCCCCGUUCAGCUUCGCCUUCUCCUUCUCCCUCUCCUUCUCCACCGCCGCCGCCGCCACAUGUACAGCUUUGGAGCCCUGGUUUCUGUCCGGAAAAUGGGUCAUUGGGGCUGGGCACGCCGAGGGAAGACGAUGCAGUGCAUUGGCAUCGGGACGACUCGGACUGCCUUGACCGCGCGGACGACUCGUCUUCCGACCACGGCUACGGCUACAGCUACGGCUACAACUACGACGGCGGUGGCGGUAAUGAAUUCAGCGAGGAUGUCGUCGCUGGCCCAAGAGGAGGAAAUGUGUCACAGUGGCAGGAUCUCGAGACCGGCACUGAACCUCAAUCACCCAACAUCGAUGCACUCGAUGUAAACGACAUACCCAUCGCGAGGAAGAAGAGCGUCACGUUUGCGCCGUCGCCGAGUUCUUCUCCACUCCCUUGCCUUUCUCCUUGCAACCGCUCUGACGCUGUCACUACCACGACUACUCCUCCUCCUCCCAAAAUCCCGACAAGUCGCAGGGAAUCAAGACCGCUUUCUCCAGCUGGGAGGUGUACUCCUCCUACGCCUACGCCUUCACCGCCCACACCUCCACCGCACAAGACAUUAGCCUUGUUUCCCCCAGCCCUGCCGUAUACCCUCCCCCGCGACGCUGUCUCGUCCUCGAUUUCUUCGCCUGGAAUAUCUGGUCCUGCCCUUCCUCACUCAUCUAACUCCAUCGUUCCUUUCUCUACUACCUGUAAACCCUCUCCCUCGUCCUCCUUCCGCUCCUCAAAACAACACAUCUCCCGUGAACAAGACCAACACCAACACCAAAUAACCCUCGCACAAACUCCACCACCCGGCUACACCACCACCACCAUCAUUAACCCCAACGUACAACAACCCACUGAGAAUCUCAAGCCACCGACAUCGACAAGGGGGCCAUGGGCGAAACGCCGCACCGUGCCGAAACCCACGUACAUGCUCUGGGCCUUUGGAGUGCGGAUCCCAGGACGUGUGAUGGGACCUAGAGGACCCAGGACACAGAGGAUCCAGGAUUGA
Messenger RNA from Westerdykella ornata, 1149 nucleotides. RefSeq lists its product as uncharacterized. Lineage: Eukaryota; Fungi; Ascomycota; Dothideomycetes; Pleosporales; Sporormiaceae. The record is from RefSeq and is a predicted model, not a curated record. The transcript is spliced from 2 exons. The coding region runs from base 1 to 1149 and encodes 382 amino acids.